AUGGACUUCUUAAAGGCAGAGAUCGAAAAGAAGAGAAAAAGAAAUGAAUCAUUGUAUAGUACCGAAGGAUCUACAACGAAAAAGUACCUGCGUCAGAGAGAUCUAGAGAAAAAGAGAGAGGAAGAAUAUUUGAAGGAACAAACUGAGAGGGAGAGACAACGGGAGGAGAAGUUGAAGGAGAAGAAUCGAACGCAGUUCUUACGCCUAGCCGAACAAAAAAAGGGAGAUAAAUCAGGUUCAGACGGAGAAGGCCAUAAUACUGGCGCUAACAGUAGUGAUACGCUAAAUAUUGCCGUAGAUGAAGUAGUACGACGUCUUCGCGCAAAAGGACAACCGAUUCGACUUUUCGGCGAAACCGAUGAGGAGCGCAAGAUUCGUCUAAGAGCACUUGAAGUCAUUGAAGAGAGAACGGAAGGUCAACGAAAUGAUUUUAUGAAAACAUUGGAAGAGAUGGAGACGGGUCUGGAUCUCGAAGUGCUUGGUUCACGAGGUGACGGCUCUGCUGAUAAAGAUGAAAAAAAAAAGAAGAUUAUCGAAGACUCUGCAUUGGACGCAACUCAAAUAUCGCUAGAAUUACUAGAAAAAGAUCCGGACAAACUUCAUAUGUUAAUUUACACAUUUUUCAAGAGACUUUUGCGAGAGUGGGAACAGGAAUUGAAUAAUCGCCCUGAUAAUGUGAAACGCAGUACUCAGGGUAAACUUCAGGCCGCUAUCCAGAGACAGACUACCGAAUAUUUGAAACCAUUCUUUCGAACAUUGAAAAGAAAGAGAAUAGAGCCCGAUGUAUUGGCGCGAGUCACUGAAAUAACGCAUUACAUGCAAAAGCGAGAAUAUAUAAAUGCCAACGAUGCAUAUUUACGACUAUCAAUUGGUAAUGCCCCAUGGCCCAUCGGAGUUACUAUGGUGGGUAUCCACGAACGUUCGGCACGUGAAAAGAUUUUCUCGGCUCAGGUAGCUCAUGUACUUAAUGACGAAGCCACUCGUAAGUGGAUUCAGUCGAUAAAAAGAUUGAUGACCUUUUGCCAAUCGAAAUAUCCUCCCAAGGAUAAUUCGCAGCUGAUGGGAUGA
Messenger RNA from Paraglomus occultum, 1068 nucleotides. NCBI's taxonomy places the organism in Eukaryota, Fungi, Glomeromycota, Glomeromycetes, Paraglomerales, Paraglomeraceae. The record is from the annotation of a GenBank genome assembly.